Messenger RNA from Musa acuminata subsp. malaccensis (wild Malaysian banana), 2427 nucleotides. RefSeq lists its product as uncharacterized. The record is from RefSeq and is a predicted model, not a curated record. Lineage: Eukaryota; Viridiplantae; Streptophyta; Magnoliopsida; Zingiberales; Musaceae.
UCUCUCUCUGGCCUCUCUCUCUCUCUCUGUCUCUCUGCCCCGAAAGCCACAGCAAAAGAGACGGCCAGCGACGAACACAGGGAAAAAGUAGGAGGAAUCGAUCGAUCUCUUCUGCGAUUUUCAUUGAAAGGGUUGGAUCAAAGAGAUAAAUCACUGGCAUCAUGAGACUUACGAAGGGGAGCAAGGUGGAGGUGUCGAAUACGAAGGAUGUGCCCUCGGGCUCUUGGCGGAUUGCCGAGAUCAUCUCGGGUAACGGGCAUAACUAUUUUGUUAGGUACGCUCGAUGUCCGUCGGACAGCAGCAUGGGGGUGGAAAGAGUGCCAAGAAAGGCAAUUAGACCCUGUCCUCCACCAGUGGAUGCCCCGAAUGAUUGGAUGCCCGGUGAUUUUGUUGAGGUUUUCGACAAUAACUCAUGGAAGAUUGCUCAAGUAUCAAGUGUAGCUGGUGGAAAUUAUUAUUCUGUAAAGCUUUCCGGCUGCUCAAGGAGGUUCACAGCUGAUAAGUCUCUUAUCAGGAUGCGACAGUCUUGGCAAAACAACAAGUGGGUGGUGGUUCAGAAGAAUUCUGGAGAACAAAGUGUUCGGCCCCAAAGAGGUUUGUCCAAAGGAGGAAAGUCUGAUUUUCGGUUGACACAAUCAUGCAUACAACCGGAUAAUUCUGUUGUGAGAAACCAUUUUUCCAUUCAAAAUCAUGAUGCGCUUGAGGAAUUUAUUCGAGUUUCAUCAAGAGCCACGAAGAAACGGAAACUUGAGGCAUUUCCUACCGAAGAGUCAUGCACGAAUGCUAGUAGAAAGACGGGGAAAAUUGAGAAAGAUGGGAGGCAUCAAGAGAUUGUUGCUGGGAAUUUGCCACAUUUGCUUGAAAAGGUAGGUGUUGUUGCCUCUGCACGAACAGUGGUGGAUGAAAAAUACAUGCGUUCUUCCUUAAACAACAGAAUAACUUCUAUCACGGAGUCGAAGAGGGGAAUACCAAAUCUAGAUAGCCAUGCUAUAAUGAGUCUAGACUGUAGUGAUGCAGAAAGUACUUCAUCCUCUGUUGGUAGUUGUAGUAUCAGUGAGAAUGCUUAUGGAUCACCGAACCAUUGUGUAUCCUUUUCUUCCCAAGACUCAUAUACUCGUCCUGGUCAUGAAGAAAUGCUUUAUGGUCUGGGAAGAGAAUUAUCUCUUCCUUCCAAAGAAGAAUUAGGAGCAGAAAUUCAUCAACUUGAGUUGCAUGCAUUCCGUUCCAUGAUGACAGCAUUUUAUGCUUCUGGCGCAAUAAGCUGGGAGCAGGAAUCAUUGUUGACAAACCUCCGCCUUAUGUUAAACAUAUCCAAUGAUGAAUAUCUAUCGGAGCUAAGAAAUUUAAUGUCUAAGUAGCUGCCACCUCCGGAAACCAUGUGUAGUUUCUUUUUCAGGAUUGUUAAUGCUAACCUCAGCAUAUUUAUUGAACUGUUCAAUUUUACAUAAGGUGGGAAAUUGAGAUUGUAGCUAUUCAUUGAAUAUUCAGGAUAUAUUUUGAAGUUUUGAGACAGUUUCUUACUGUUCCAAAAUGUAUUAUAAACCUUUUAGUGUAAUUGCUUUUUCUCUCUGGAAGCCAUUGUUGGCUUUUCUUGGGUUUAGUUUUUAUUUUUUUUUUCCUGCCAUCAUUCCUUAGUUUUUCUGUUGUGUCUCAUGUAAAUGUGGAUGGAAGAUGUUGAGUAAGCUUUACAGGUAUACUUUUGUUCUCAAGGUGAUCAAAUAAUUAAUGCGAAGUUAUGUUUUGGAAGAAUUUGUUGUGUGUGUUACAUUUAGUCUGCUUUCUAAAAGAGACGUAAUGGUGUUGACCACCUGCUUUAAACUCCAUAAGCAGCUUAAGACAGGCAAUCAACAGUGUUGUUACAUAAGUCCGGCUUAAUCGGCAUCACUAAAAGUGUCAAUGUAAUAUCCCCAAAAUCGACAUCAUUAGUGUUGUUACAUAAGUCCAGCUUAAUCGUAAGUCCUUUUGAGAUUAUAAAAUUUAUUAAUAAGAUAAAUUGACAGGUUUAUUUUGCGGAUAGCUUGUUUUAGAUCAGUUUUCUGAAAGCAUUCUAACUUUCAUAUAUUGAUCCUUCAAGAAUUUUUAAAAAAAUAUUAUGGAUGUUUUAGCUUAUUUACAAUAAAAAGCAUAUUAUGGUUUCAAUAUAUAUCAAUAAGUUUACAUGUUUCAAUUGAUAAUUUUUCAUGUCUGUAUGAUGGAAGAAUUCAUGCAUGAAGAUUCUGCCUGCUCCUUGUUUAUCAUAGAUGUUAUUGAAUGGGCACCAUGAAACUUCAAAGUGUGACCUGCCCAUCCUUUCUUUUUUUUUUCUGAAUAUCUUGAGCGUAUAAAACUUUUAUGUGCUGGCUGUCCUGGUAAUGUAUUAGAAAUCUAUUUCGUUUGUCUUUCUUUAACUGUACCAUUUUGUUAACACAAUGGUUGCUUCUUAUGCCU